AUGGCAACCGUGCGAACAUACAUCCUCGCCCCCAAUUUCCAGUACAAGCCCUCGGGCCCCAUCCAAAUCGGCAACAUCAUCGCCGACCCCUUCCGGCCCACCAAGCCGCUCUCCACCCUCCCAGCAGACGGGCCCCGACCCCCCACCUCGACCAUCACCGAGCGCGACCACGAGCUCAGCCGGAGCAAGGGCCAUGCCUUCAGCGCCGGCAUCUGGGCGCACUUCCUUUCGUCCGUCGGCGGCGGCGUCAGCGCCGACCACGGCCGGGAUUCGGUGCGGGAAUUCUCCAUCGACGAGCUCGUCACCCGGUACCUGCGCGACGAGCCGGCCGACGACGACGCCGAGCUGAUGCGGCGCCUGGCGGAGCCGCGCGUGCGGGCCGCCGUCAAGGCCGGGCUGUUCGGUCGGCAGCCCGUGUAUCUGAUCUCGGGGGUCAAGAUUGCGCGCGGGCUCAGCGUGCGCAGCGAGCUUCGCCGGACGGUCGGCGGCGGCGUCGGGGUGACUGUGCCUGUGACGGCGGGUGUGUCUGUUGGCGGGGAGGUGAAGGGGGAGCGGCGGGAUGGGAUCGCCAGCUCGUUCAGGGCGGUGGAGGAUGUCGUGUUUGCGUAUCAGGUGCACGUUGUGCGGGUGAAGGGGAGGAGGAUGGAUGCCGCCGUGGUAGACGUGUUCGAGUCUGACGCGGCGUUCUUGCAUGGCGAGGAAGAGGGCGGCGAGGGGCACGAGGGGGUGGCUGUGUCGGUUGGGUUGGCGGGGGUGGAGGAUCUCAGGGAGGGAGAGGAUGAGGAUUCGAAUGUGGUGAUCGAUAGUUGUGAGUUUGUUGAUGCUGAUGGCGUUUCUUGUCUAUGUAUCACCGCCAAAGGGGGCUAG
This is a messenger RNA of Phialemonium atrogriseum, 867 nucleotides long. RefSeq lists its product as uncharacterized. The coding region runs from base 1 to 867 and encodes 288 amino acids. The record is from RefSeq and is a predicted model, not a curated record. NCBI's taxonomy places the organism in Eukaryota, Fungi, Ascomycota, Sordariomycetes, Cephalothecales, Cephalothecaceae. The transcript has a single exon.